AAGUAGACUGUAGCUUCCUCAUCUGCAAGCAAAUCCUCUUCGAUCGCAAGAGCAAACCCUAGAUUCACAGUUGGGGUUUUGCAAACGAUUCAUGCCUUCUAGCCUUUGAUCGUAGCUUCAAGUCUUCUUCUUUGCAUUUCGAUCUCCUGAGAGUGUAGCAUAGCUGAGGAUGUACGGUGGAUCCAGCGAUGGAGAGGGUGGUGGCCAUGAUGUCGCGUCGGCUGCCGCCACCGCGCCGCAGAAGAAGAUCCCGCCGGCUUCUUCCAUGCCGUGGGUGCGGAAUCUCCGUAGGUACAUUGGUACUGGUGCCGGCCUUGGCUCCGAAGCCCUAAUGGAGCUAGAGACUAAAAGAAUUUUGCUUGAGAUUUUUAAAGACCGACAGCAAAAAAAUGCUGAAGCAGGGUCCAUUCCUAGUUUUUACAAAAAGAAACCUGAAGAAGGAUCCAUCAGUCAUAGGGUUCAAAGGUUGGCAAAGUACCGAUUUUUGAAGAAGCAGUCAGAUCUCCUACUUAAUGCAGAUGAUCUUGAUGCCAUGUGGGUUUGUCUGAGAGAAAACUGUGUGAUUGAUGAUGCUACUGGUGCUGAGAAGAUGAACUAUGAAGACUUCUGCCAUAUUGCAUCUGUUUGCACAGAGCAAAUUGGCCCAAAAUGUAGGCGAUUUUUCAGUCCUUCAAAUUUUAUGAAGUUUGAGAAAGAUGAAGCUGGGAGAAUAGCUAUCCUGCCAUUCUAUCUUUACGUGAUGCGGACAGUUUCUCUUACUCAGGCUAGGAUUGAUAUGAGUGAGCUUGAUGAGGAUUCUGAUGGUUUCCUUCAGUCCCAUGAAAUGGAGGCCUACAUCAGGGGGCUUAUUCCUAACCUUGCUCAACUUCGUGAUAUGCCCCCGGCGUUCAUUCAGAUGUACUGCCGAAUAGCUGCACACAAGUUCUUUUUCUUCUGUGAUCCUCAUAGGCGAGGGAAAGCAUGCAUCAAGAAGGUGCUGCUCAGUAAUUGCCUCCAGGAGCUUAUGGAACUGCAUCAGGAAAGUGAGGAAGAAGCUACUGACACGGAGCAGGCAGAAAAUUGGUUCUCUUUGACUUCUGCUCAGCGGAUAUGUGAUAUGUUUCUUGCUCUAGAUAAAGAUAUGAAUGGGACAUUGAGUAAGCAAGAACUUAAAGAAUAUGCUGAUGGAACCUUAACUGAAAUCUUCGUUGAGAGGGCAUUCGAUGAACAUGUACGCCGUGGUAAGCAUGGUGGGGGUAAUGCUCGAGAAAUGGACUUUGAAAGUUUUCUUGACUUUGUCUUGGCUUUGGAGAACAAAGACACUCCUGAAGGAUUGACGUACUUAUUCCGGUGCCUUGAUCUUCAGGGAAGAGGCUUCCUUACAACAGCUGACAUCCACACUCUUUUCAGAGAUGUCCACCAAAAAUGGAUAGAGGGUGGAAACUAUGAGCUAUGUAUUGAAGACGUCCGUGAUGAAAUCUGGGAUAUGGUCAAACCGGCUGACCCGCUAAGAAUAACCCUUGCUGAUCUUCUUGCCUGCAAGCAAGGUGGCACUGUUGCCAGCAUGCUUAUCGAUGUCCGAGGCUUCUGGGCUCAUGACAACAGGGAAAAUCUUCUGCAAGAAGAGGAGGAGCCCGAGGAAGAGUGAUCACUUCAGUAAAAUCAUUAUAUGUUCAUCAAAGAUGAAGCACCACCUUUUGGAGGAGCUGAGUUAUACAAAAUGUGUAUCUUAAACCAAAAAGGAUAAAGAAAAAAAGAACCUGUAGCUGUUGUUGUGAUGAGAUUGUUGUUUCUUUCUAUGUAUCAACCUGAUGCUUUUUCUGUCAAAGAAAAGGUUGUUCUGAUUUGAUGAAAUAUCAUGUGCUUCACAUUUUUAUUAAUCAGAUGAUUUGAUGGUGUCGUACAUUAUUCGUCGACAUCUGACAA
This is a messenger RNA of Dioscorea cayenensis subsp. rotundata (Guinea yam), 1905 nucleotides long. RefSeq names its product probable serine/threonine-protein phosphatase 2A regulatory subunit B'' subunit TON2. Gene Ontology annotation, cellular component: spindle; centrosome. The record is from RefSeq and is a predicted model, not a curated record. The coding region runs from base 170 to 1627 and encodes 485 amino acids. Lineage: Eukaryota; Viridiplantae; Streptophyta; Magnoliopsida; Dioscoreales; Dioscoreaceae. The transcript has 12 exons. Gene Ontology annotation, molecular function: calcium ion binding. Gene Ontology annotation, biological process: cortical cytoskeleton organization; microtubule cytoskeleton organization; regulation of dephosphorylation.